CGUGCGGAGGAGUCACGUGCGGGGGCGUAGCGUCACAAAUGUGGCGGAUGGUGGCAUUGACUCUUCAUCUCAAUCAACUGGGGAGUGGCGGCGCCUCGCCCAACACCUUCUUGCCUUCGUCGGGAGUUCUGUCCCAUGCAUACGCCCUAGACGGCAUUGUUUACAGAAUCCGCGAUCUGACCCGAAGAGAUGCUGCGCCAACACUUUGGAUCCUCCUUGUUCUCGAUGGCAGUCCGAGCGUGCUGCUCGAGGCUAGACAGGACGCGGCAGAUAGCGACUGCCGCAGUGUGAUCCCGCAUCCACUUCCCCACGAGACGCUGUGGCAGCCCCAGCGCCAGUGGAAGCCACUGGCGCCUUCUUAAACGGUCAGUGUUUCUUUCGCACGAUCACAAUAUCCGUUCACGUCCUCCGCGCUGACGUCCUCCAUAUCGGUAACCGUGCCUCCCACAAGCACGUUUCCACCAUCCAGGGCUGCCCAGAGCUCCCCACCAUCCAAUCACGCCGCACGCUACCUCGUCAGCCUCGC
Messenger RNA from Cutaneotrichosporon oleaginosum, 526 nucleotides. RefSeq lists its product as uncharacterized. Lineage: Eukaryota; Fungi; Basidiomycota; Tremellomycetes; Trichosporonales; Trichosporonaceae. The record is from RefSeq and is a predicted model, not a curated record.